GAUUCUGUGAAGAAUUCGGAGACUUAAUAAGAAAACGGCCGCAGAAGGUCGCAUAACACUAAAAAGUUUUUCUAUCGUAGGAUUACCGCAAAGUGAUAGCUGACUUUUCAUGUAUUAAAUUAGAAGAAAUGCAAUACCGUAUACUUGCUGUUACCAUUUGGUCGAGUAUUAUUGGAAAUUUGGAGUUUUGCACUGCGAAUGACUCAGCUAAUAAAUACACCGAGCACUUGGUAGAAAUUCAAGCGUAUCCGCAGAAACAAAUUAUAGACCCUUCACUUUCGAAAAAAUUAUAUUUGAAGAAUGGAACUUUUUACGAAAGUACAACUGAUAUAAUAACAUUCAAGCAAGAUGAAUUAUCAGAUCGAUUUUCUACCCUCGAUGAUAUCCAUCUUCGUCAACCUACGGUAAAGAACAAUGAAACAAAUGAUACGAAUAUAGUGGAUCUCGCGGGUUCCGAAGAAUCCUACUUUUUUCAAGAUUCUGAUAACUUUGGACAAAAAAGUCGAUCUGUUCCGUUAUCGAAUGUCAAAUAUGACAUGUCUGUAUCUCACAGAAGACUUAAAGAAAUAAACGAUCAAUCUGGCUCGUCGGAUAUUUUACAAAGGAUUUUUACGAUGCCAUUUAGAGAUGUAAAUGAAAUGGAUAAAAAAAAAAGCAAAAUAAAAGAUGUGGUGAAAAAUAAUAUUUCUAUUGGAAAUAUAAUACGAAUAAGAAAUAACGGAGAGAGUACGAUAGGGAGUGGAAUAAAUGAAAGGACUUCCGAACAAGGUGAAUUAAAUGAUGAGGAAAGAAUAUUCGAUCGUAUUGAUCACAUCGACGCAACGAUCAAAUCAGAGAAGAAUGAUUUCAUUAAAGAAUCCGAUAGUCUUUCAAUGGUAUCGUCGCCGUUUGAAAGACUUUCUGGUCCUAUAAUCGUACCGGAUUUUCCACAGUUAAAAGCUUCAAAUUCGCUGUUAAUAUCAGAAAAGACACCGAAUAAGAGCGAUAAUCCGGAAAUACAAGAUGUAAUUGGAUCGACUCUCGUUUUGAAUCCUCUUCGCGUUGGUGUAGCUCUUGUAAAUGCUAAAGAAAAUACUUUGAUCGAUGAUGAUAGCGAAAAUAAUCAAUCAAUUAAGUGCGUUGUCUCUUCUAGCACCGCACAAACUGAAGUGAAUACACUUGACGGAGGAAAUGCUACGAGCAAUAACGAAUCCACAAAGUCCUGUUCGAAUAUAAAUAUAAAUUACGAAUUUUCUAAGCAGUCGGAAUCGCCAAUUUUUGACGAAGAUUUGACGAAGAAGAAGAAAGCCGAUGAUACUGUCGAAAUUCAGAAAUCGAUUGAAAUUUAUCAUAAUGCUCCUGUUCAAGAAAUACAUUAUCCAGUGGAAUUAUCUCCGCCGAUUUCUCGUCACGUUGACAAUAUAUUCCAAAAAGCUAAAGUAAAUAACGCGAUCAAUUUGGAUAAUAUACAAAAAGAAUUUCGUAUUAGGGGAGAACAUCGGUCGGCUGAUCUUGAUGUUCAACCAGGAAAUUCAAACUUUUAUAUUAGUAAUUUCGACGAUAAUAUCGAAGAAAAAAUUUCGCGAACUCGUCAAUCGAUCGGUUUUCAAGAAAAACCAAAUAAUUUAAUCGUUGGUAACUCCGAUAGUGUUGCUAAGAAAAAUAUCAAUUUUCCAUAUAUUUCCAUGGGAUUAUAUCUGUCCAGCGACAAACGGGUAGAAGCUAAUCCGUUUCCAGCUCAACAGAGUACUAGCAGUAGUGGCAAUAAUAUUGGUAUACCAAUUUUGUUAUUGCCGGGCCAAUCUCAAGAUGCUAUAUCAUACGAACAAUAUACAGAUGCAGGAAAUAUCUUCAAUAGGAUAUCAACAACGGCAAGUGGAGGGAAUAAACAUCAAACAUUAAAUAGUUUUAAAUCAGAUAAAGAAGGUAGUGAUCAUCAUUACGUGGUAAAUAUGAACGAAGAAAGAUCGGACCCAUCUCAAUAUCAUCUUUUUCAAAAGAUCAUUCAGAAUAAUCCUCUUCCUGUGAUCGAGACCAGAUACGUUUUACCAGUCUCCUCGCCUUAUUCUGUAAUAGCGAAGAAAUCUUUCGAGAAACCUACUUAUGGCUUACAUUCUACUGAAUUAGGAAAUGUGGAUAACAAAGUAUUUUAUUCGAUUGAAAAAAUAAUGGAUAAACAAGCGUCGUUACCACAACAACUUGCUCAAAUACCAAAUGAUAAACAGACGAUAGAAAAACAAACUCGUUUACCGAAUCCGUAUGCAUUUUAUGUUGAAAAAACAGAAGAAAAGAAAGUACCUCAAGUCAUUCAUAGAUUCAUCAUGCAACCUUACCCGAUUCAUAUAAAAUUUCCAUCUCUCUCGACUGAAAAACUCAUUUCGGAUCAUUCGGAGAAGAAGGUAGUAAAACAUAAUCGUAAAUCUUAUCCUAUUGAGGUCGGAAAAAAUUCAGAAAACAUUAAAGUGCAUUCCGAAGAGAUUGAUAAACUUGUUCAACCAUCGCAAGUUCAUCGAUCAUUACAGAAAUUUUACGCUGAAGUUUCGUCGAUUCCUUUUCAUAGAAACUAUAUAAAUUCGUCUUCGAUUCACGAAAACGCACGUAAAAAGCCAAGCUUCUACUUUGGAGAAAGUACUACGGGAUAUAAUAAUAAAAAUGGUCAUUACAAUUACUUAGAACAAUCCUCGAAUUCUGUUCCUCCGAAAGAAAUUGCUUCCAUUGGAAAUUUGCGCUCUUAUAGAAGACGCGGUAGAAUUUUCGAAAAGGAUAGGACACCAAAAAACAAAUACAUGGAUUCGCGUCAAACGUCGUCGAGUUCUUUGCGAAUGCAAUUAAAAUCCUCACCGUCUUUCCUUGUUGAAACACAACAAUCAGUUGUACCAGGGAUUAUGAGAAAUGCUCGACAAUCCGAAGGGUAUCCCUUAGGAGAUAUUGGUAAUUUCAAACAAUCAAAAGUUGAAUAUGGUUUCAAACCGCCAAUGAUUCCUUCUACUCAAUACGAUGAGCAAACGGCAUCUAAAGUUGAUAAAUAAAUUUUUUAUACAUCGUCAACAAG
Messenger RNA from Vespula vulgaris, 3031 nucleotides. RefSeq lists its product as uncharacterized. The coding region runs from base 129 to 3008 and encodes 959 amino acids. The transcript has 3 exons. The record is from RefSeq and is a predicted model, not a curated record. NCBI's taxonomy places the organism in Eukaryota, Metazoa, Arthropoda, Insecta, Hymenoptera, Vespidae.